AUGGACGAGCUGACUGUGUCUAUAGAUGCCUUAAAAUUAACAAUGAAAGAAUUACAGAAGAAAAAUAUAGAACUCGCUAACAAAAAUAAUUAUUUAGAAACGCGUGUUGGUGCACUAGAGCAACGAAUAAAGGAUACUGAUAUUGAAUCUAUAAAACGUGUGCCAGGGAAAAAAGAAAAGCCCGGAAAUAUUGAAAUUACAUUCAAAAAUGAAACAGAAUCAACAAAAUGGAUCACUGCAGCGAAGAAUUCAAAACUAUAUGCUCAUGAUUUCAUGGAUAAUCAGGCGGAGGCGACAGGAAAGCAGAUUAUUUACAUGCGUGAAGUUUUAUCUUAUUAUAACAAGAAAUUACUAUGGGAAGCGAAACAAAAGCUAAAACCUACCUACAAGUAUGUAUGGUAUAAACGAGGUAUCAUCCGAGCAAGAAAAGAAGAACAAAGUGACAUCAUUAUAAUCCGUCGCGAAGAAGAUAUUGCCAAACUACUUAGAGCCUAA
Parnassius mnemosyne (clouded apollo) is the source of this 495-nucleotide messenger RNA. Lineage: Eukaryota; Metazoa; Arthropoda; Insecta; Lepidoptera; Papilionidae. The record is from the annotation of a GenBank genome assembly.